This is a messenger RNA of Pungitius pungitius (ninespine stickleback), 3341 nucleotides long. It is a transcript of the gene ikbke, whose product is annotated as inhibitor of nuclear factor kappa B kinase subunit epsilon. Gene Ontology annotation, cellular component: cytoplasm. Bases 419 to 2563 code for a protein of 714 amino acids. Lineage: Eukaryota; Metazoa; Chordata; Actinopteri; Perciformes; Gasterosteidae. Gene Ontology annotation, molecular function: ATP binding; protein serine/threonine kinase activity. Gene Ontology annotation, biological process: peptidyl-serine phosphorylation. The record is from RefSeq and is a predicted model, not a curated record. The transcript is spliced from 21 exons.
ACUCUUCAAUUUACUGUAUUUCCGCCACCUUUUAAAGAUUAACGAGUGCAGCCCGUGUGACGUCGACACUUCCUAAAUCAUUCAUCGAAUCUUUCCUGCUCGCUGGGGAAUUAUUUGGAUCCAUGUAGGAGAUGAGAUGGCGUGUUUUUGAUCCUCUCCGGCGGCUUCAGACACGCGCCUCACCGCGGAAGAAGUUCCACGCGUAGGCGUGCAAACCAGCGGCUUCAGCGCGAAGCUCCCGUAACUUACACCACCGACGGUUACUUUUAAACGCCACAUUUCACGGAGGAAAGCAGCGGGAGCUUGUUUGGAAGCCGGGUGGUCCGGUCCGGUCCGGUGGAGGCGGACCCUCUGUCCCGGAGCCUGUUUGUUGUGGGCGCCGUGUCCCUGCGUCGCUCCCCCGGUCUCCUGCUCCAGCAUGACGGGCAGCACGGCCAACUACCUGUGGUCCCUGCAAGACCUCCUCGGACAAGGGGCCACUGCCAAUGUCUACAAGGCACGCAACAAGAGGUCGGGUGAGCUGGUAGCCGUUAAGGUGUUUAACUCUGGGAGCUACAACCGGCCCCAUGAGGUCCAGAUGAGAGAGUUUGAGAUGCUGAGGAGGCUCAAACACAGCAAUAUUGUCAGGCUGUAUGCUGUGGAAGAGCUGCCCUCCAAACAGAACGUGCUGGUGAUGGAGUAUUGUUCAGGAGGAAGUCUACUCAACCUGCUCGAGGAGUUGGAGAAUGCCUUUGGCUUACCUGAAACCGAAUUCCUCAUAGUUUUGCAGUGUGUUGUGCUGGGGAUGAAUCACCUGCGAGAAAAUGGCGUGGUACACAGGGACAUCAAGCCAGGCAACAUCAUGCGGCAGGUUGGGGAGGACGGAAAGUCUGUUUAUAAGCUGACUGACUUUGGAGCAGCGAGAGAGCUGGAAGAUGAUGAGAAGUUUAUGUCUAUCUACGGAACGGAAGAGUAUCUGCACCCCGACAUGUAUGAACGUGCUGUGCUGCGUAAGCCUCAUCAGAAAUCCUACGGAGUGAGUGUGGACCUGUGGAGUAUCGGUGUGACAUUUUACCACGCUGCCACUGGGAGUCUCCCCUUUGCACCUUUUGGAGGACCGCGCAAGAACAAGCCCACCAUGUACAAAAUAACUACAGAGAAGCCUAUGGGGGCAAUAGCUGGAAUACAGCGGGUGGAGGGCGGGCCAAUAGAGUGGAGCUACCACCUACCUCACAGCUGCCAGCUCUCACAGGGUCUGGCGAUGCACUUGGUUCCGAUCCUAGCCGGCAUCCUGGAGGCGGACCAGGAGCGGUGUUGGGGUUUCGACCAGUUUUUCAAAGCCACCACAGAUGUGCUGCAGCGGCAGCCAGUUCACCUCUUCUCUCUGCAACAGGCCAUGGCGCACUGCGUCUACAUACACCACUACAACACGGUGUUGAUGUUCUUAGAGGAGGUGGCUUCUCAGACCGGCAUAGCAGUCCAGCUGCAACACCUGCUAUACCUUGGUCACAAGCUCCCUCUGGAGGGCAACAUGAAGGUGGCCAACCUCCCACACACGUCACACGACAGGCCCCUCAUUCUGCUCAGCAACGGGCCCGAAACCAAUGGCAGCUUUCCACUGAGGGAACCCGAAACACCAGUCAUCCCAUCCCGGUUCGAUGUUAUGGCAGACUACAACUUCUCCAAGGUUAUAGUGGGAGUGGUGCACCAGUACCUGAGGAUGGUGCAGUUGCUGCACACACACAGCGGCCUCCUGCUGCAGGGAUACUACAGCUACAUGAUGGUGUUUCGCGGGGAGUGUGAGAAAGCAGUCCACACUAUCGCCAUGAUCACCAUUAGACUGCAGUGUUGCCUCAUCACGGAACAAAGGACUCACACACUAGCCCGUUAUGAUGCAGAAAACCAGGGCUCAACUGAAAGCAGGAAUAGGCUGCAUCGUGUACGUGAGCACUUGCCUAUAUACAACGCGGGAAUCCAAGAGUUCCACAGCCGACUGGACCAUAUGCAGAUAGAACAGGCCAAGCUGGCAGAGGCGCUGGCCAAUGACCAGAGCUGUCAGAAGAUGGAGAUGCUGAAGCAGAGGAUAACGGCGAUUCAUCAGCAUUAUCGGAAAGACAGACAAACUGGCAAGUUGGCAUAUAACGACGAGCAAAUCCACAAAUUUGAGAAAAUCCACCUGUCGUCCCACAUUAAGAGAGUGAAAUCUCUCUUCAGAGAGGACUGCGUGCUGAGAUACAAAGAGCUUUUGGCCACAACCAAGAAGUGGAGCAGUGUUUUACUGGAGAUGAAGACCAGACUGCAGGACUUCUCCUCCUUCUCCACCGGCUUGUUUGCAGACGUGGAGAUGUGUGAGCAUCACCUAAAUAAGGCUCUGGACAGAAUUCUCUGCACUCUGCAGUCAGAGCAAACGGGACAACAGCCAGAGAUCAAGGACCAGAUGGUCUCUAGGAUGCACCAUCUGAAGGAGGAAAUGGAGAUGUUGGUGAGGGAACUACAGUGUAACAACAGCAUCAUUGAGGGUCUGGGAACGGUGGGCCCUGCAGAAGCUUUGGAGCCAAACUUGGCCAGACCGUCUACGCUUUGACAAAGGAGCUGUGUCCUUGUGUCUUCAAAUAAAAUGCCAUUGACCAUGUGCUGCGUUUUCUGUCAGGGAGCGGCUGAAGCCUAAUGCUGUAAGAAGAGGAUGCAGCCAAAGACAAUCAAUAUGAUGUGAAUCUCAAUUUAGAGAUGAGAUGCACAUAAUGGAGAGGAAGGAAGCGCUGCGGGCGUGUGUGUGUGUGUGUUUUUGUUUGUUUAUUUGCAAGGCUAAACAUUACCUUUAGUGUUAUUGUAUUUCUAAUAUGUUGCCACAGUGAAGGACCGACAGGAAAAGCAAAAUUAAUUCCUAGGCAGUGGCUAAAUAUUUUGCUUACGCCUGUGUGUCUUGUUUGUCCCCUAGAAGAAGUACCGCAAACAGGAGAACCUCAAAUGAAGUGUGUGUGCGUGUGUGUGUGCCUGCUGUCUUAUGUUGAAGGCGUGAGAUGUGUGCUUUUUUCCUAAUGGUUGAUCAUUCAAAUGUUUACUUUAAGUACAUCAUCUAAAUGCAAGGUGAUAAAUUAUAUCUUUGAUUGUCAGCCUUUCCAAGCACACAGCGCUGUCAUUUUGAAAAUAACAGCCAGCACAGCAAAUUAACAGUAUGAAAAUAAUUCUGACAUUAGCCAUUGUGACUCUAGGGUUUGUUUGUGUUUUCAAAGGGGAUGAAAAGGGGGAAAAAAUGCUUUUACUAUACUUCUUAACAUAAACUUUUUUUAAACUCUUGUUUUUGUCUGGACUCAUAUUAUCUCCACACACACAAGUAAUGCCAGCUGAAAAGUGAAAAUAAA